CUUCUUUCAUUCCUCCACUUCUUUCCAUUGCUUAUCACAACUUCCACAUCCAAGUAUUCGACAAACGAAAAAAAAACAGUCAUGUCUCCCAACGUUGCUCUCCAUGGUCCACUCCCCAAGAUUCCCGAGGGUUCUGGCAAGCUGAAACUCGGUGCCCUUGUCUUUGACGGUGCGGAUCUACUUGAUAUCAUGGGUCCUAUGCGUAUCUUUGGUGAAGAGCUGAAUACCCUAGACAUUGAGAUCAACUUCAUUGGACUUACCAUGAAGCCCGCCCGCACCUCGCAGCAGGUGGAGAUCACUCCUCACUAUACCCUGGAGAACGCCCCUAAGAUUGAUCUCUUCUUCAUACCCGGGGGAAUUGGAACGCGUGCUUUGUGCAGAAACGAGGGAUUCAUGAGCUUGAUCAAGCCUCGCAUUGAGGCCUCUACAUGGUGCAUGACUGUCUGUACUGGCGCUGGGAUCUUGGCCAAAACUGGACUCAUCGAUGGAUAUAACGCGACUACCAACAAGUCUGUGUUCGAAUGGGCUGCCUGUGAGGGUCCCAAUGUCGCCUGGAUCAAGAGGGCCCGCUGGGUCCAGGAUGGCAAAUUUGUGACCUCGUCAGGCGUCUCUGCUGGAAUCGAUGCCGCUCUUUACAUUUUGUCGGAGCUCACCAGUCUCGACGCUGCCGAGAAGGUUGCCAUCGAAAUUGAGUACACCUGGCACAGGGUCGCCAAUGUUGAAGGGAACCUGUUCAGCAGCACAAUCUUGGUCUUUGUGUAUGGGUUUCAGAAACCAGGGGAAAUCCAUUAUGGAAUCGGAAUCCAAAUUGGCCGAGAGUACUCCUUUGAACACUUCGUACUUCGCUUUGACCUAAACGUUCUUGCACUGAUCAACAUUCCCAUCACUAUGGAGCAGAUCACCGAGCUACAAAACUCCACCAUCAACUUCAUCCUUGUUGAAAAGACAAAGUCUCAUUGGCACGACUUUCCUGAGCUCGCAUCACUGAUCGAAUCUCUGCAGGCCCUUCAGGAGCCAUUGAACGUCCCCUCACUACAAUACCUGCUAGAACUGGCACGGCUUGCGUGUCAGGCAGAUGCUGAGCAGUCAAAUCGACUGUUCCUCCGGCUUGAGUCAUACUUUGCCGUGGCCGAGCCUCCAGUAGUCGCGCACGUCCUUGCGACUCUGAUUCUGGAGGGAGGGGAAGGUUAUCCCUUUCCAAUUGAACAUGCAACAGGCUGGUUGGCUUGGGCAUUGGACUACAAGCCCGAGCUCGCCAGGAAAGGACAGUUCGUGAAAAGGCUGUGGAGAGCAGCCGAAGGAAGAAGAGAGGAGAUUGAAAGUUUAGCUGUCCAACGUAUCGUCUCAACACUCAUAAAAAAGCAGCAGGAACAGAGAACAAGGCUCAUGAACAAGGAUCUGGACGCUACAAACAGGGAUGGUGGAGCAAACAGAAAUUGGGCCGGACGCUAUCAUGACAUUAUAUACAUGCUGCAUUGCGGACCUCUUGCAGACCAGGGUCUACAGUUGUGGGACGAGGAAUCCGUGCUCAACGCGCUUGUCAGGAUAAGGGACGGGAGCAACCAAAGAGCGUUUGAGAAUCAGCUGUUGAUCCUUGUCAAUCUUCUUGAUCGGUUAUUUUCUUGGAUCGAGUCGAAAGAUGUGGAGGAAAACAAAGAACAAUUAAAGCAACGGGUUGCAUUGUAUACCAAGACACCAGAGCUACUGGCGUUCGCAAUCGACACCGUUGUAGCAUAUCUGGAUGGGCGUUGGAUCAAAGGCGACAUCAAGGAAGAUGGCGCUGUGCGGUCGAAAACCCUGAGUACAUCGUUACUCGACAUCAACCGCGAGCGAGAGCCGAUCCAUUACGCGACAACGGAUGCGCAAGGGUCGUUUGGCUUCUCUGAAAGCAAGAAUGCCAUCCGGGGGAGAUCACUUAAGGAACGAGAGAUACCCCAGAGGCAUGAUCGUGGUCAAGCUGUCAGAGAAUUCGAGAUUGUUGAUCUGGUUGCAAGAUGUAUGGAGGGACAUGAUUCCGAUGUGUAUGAGCAGCUACUCCGGCGUCUGAUGUUGCAUAUCGCGAUGCAGGUCGAUACAGUGAUGAUUAGCGCUACAGCUGCGGCCAUGAAGCAUGCUGCUCAGCAGAGGGACAAAAUACUAUUGCGACUCACGGCAGAGAACCCGGUAUAUAGACGGAUCAUGGUCUCAGCUAUGAACAAAGCGCAUUGGUCUGUGGUGUCGAUUUGCUUGCCGGUAAUCCAAGGUAUGCUGCGCUGCUCGAUCGCGCACUGGAACACCUGCAAGAACUCCUCCCCGAAAUCGUAUCCAAAGGAGCUCGAUGAAGCGAUCUGGCUGGCCCAGCUCGCUGAGCAGGUAAGCGUUCGUGUCAGCUCAUCAUCUUUUUUUCUUGACCCUAAUUGCGAGACUUGUGUUUGUAGUAUCAGAUCGGCGGGAAACGCAUGUGCAGAGUACAAUUGCAGCUCACAACACGACUUCUUUUUAUGUAUAUAUUUCCGAUGUCCAUCAAAUAUCCGCUCUGGCGUCCCAUCAAAGACGGGACUUAUACCUGACCCGAUCAAUCAGGCCACCGUUCUCUUUCCACUCGUCGAGUCAAAGGAUGUGGGCCUCAUUCUUGAACAAUGCUACUAUAUCCUGCUCGUCCGCAACGCUGAUGUAGUGCAGCAGCAACAUCAACAGCAGCAUGCACAGCAACAGCAACAACAAAAGAAGGCCAACAAUUCAGAAAUUUCGCUUCUUCGCCGGAUUAUUUUCAAGCAUGCGACAAAGACGUUCCAUCUCAUGCCCCUGUUUACUGUUGGUCAUCAAGCACCGUCAGCAGCGGAUCGUACAUCACAAUAGUUUUGGUUUUUUUGUAUCAUGCAAUCAUAAAGAAACUUAGACCAAU
This is a messenger RNA of Gamsiella multidivaricata, 2884 nucleotides long. RefSeq lists its product as uncharacterized. NCBI's taxonomy places the organism in Eukaryota, Fungi, Mortierellomycota, Mortierellomycetes, Mortierellales, Mortierellaceae. The record is from RefSeq and is a predicted model, not a curated record. Bases 82 to 2838 code for a protein of 918 amino acids. The transcript has 11 exons.